ACAGGUGGUUAUGACGGAUCGAUGCUCAAUGGUCUCAAUAUACUUCCUUCAUAUACCAAUUACUUUGAAUUGAACAACGUCACAAAGGGUUUAAAUACUGCCUCUGUGUCAAUCGGCGGGUUUAUAGGCCCCUUGGUAUCUGGUAUUGCAGCUGACCGACUUGGUCGACGGCCGGCUAUUUUCUGGGGCUCAUGUUUAACGAUCCUUGGAAUCAUAGUCCAGACUGCGGCGCAGAAUAUUGCCAUGGAGGAUUAUAAUAGGGUUUGGAAGUGCUAUAACCGGGGUUGCAGGAGGGGUAUAUUUGUCCGAGGCGUUUCCUAUGAGUACUCCGAAUAUGAGAAACAGGAACCGCGAUUUACCUCGGGAUAUAGUAUUGGGGCCUUGAUUGCAGCUGGGGUUACUCUUGGUACCGGCCAGUGGCAUUCGACUUGGGCAUGGAGAGCUCCAUCUCUCUUCCAGGCAAUAUUCUCAUUACUCUGCAUACUGACUCUCCCAUUUAUCCCUGAGUCACCGCGCUGGCUAGUACAACAAGGGCACUACGAAGAAGCAAGACUUUCUGUUGCCCAGACGAAUUCCCACGGUGACAUUUCUGAUCCUGUUGUCGUUGCAAUAUUCAAAGAAAUUGUCGAUACUUUGAAAUGGGAACAGGAGGAAGGUCAUGGUCUAAGCCCCAUGGAGAUUUUCAAGAGGCCGGUAACCAGAAAAAGACUUCUUGUUGGAAUAUCAGCAGGCCCGUUUUCCUGCAUUGCAGGAAACGUAAUUGCAUCCUACUAUUUAGGCUCUGAACUUGAUACUGCCGGAAUCACGGACACUAACGAUCAACUCAAGGCGAAUGUCGUUUUAAAUACCUGGUGUCUUAUAUGCAGCCUUAUAGGUACGCACCUAGCAGCUGAAUGGGGGAGAAAAUCGACGGCAAUUCUGUCCCAGAUGCUCUUGUUACUUUGCCUCUUCGUGAUAGGGGGCCUUUCAAAGAUGUAUGCAUCAGACCCUGCUGGCGCAUCCAAUGCCUUGGUAUAUGGGAACGUUGCUAUGAUGUUUCUUUUUCAAGGGUUUUAUUCCAUGGCGUGGACGCCGCUCUUAUAUCUCUACCCUUCAGAGGUAAUGAACUAUACCAUGCGUGCCAAUGGUGUUGCUCUUUCGUCAUUUUCUUUGAAUGCAUUUGCGCUUAUCUUCACAUUCAUCAUGCCAGUCGGAUUGGGUAACAUUGGAUGGAAGAUGUACAUCAUUAAUGCAUCUUGGGAUAUAAUUGUGCUGGUCCUCAUUGCUAUCUAUUGGGUUGAAACCAAGGGCAAGACAUUGGAAGAAAUUGACGCCUUAUUUGAGGGCGAAAAGCAUUCAUCAGUCCCUGAUAUUGAGGUAAUUCGCAAAGGAAAGGAAGAAAUUGACACAGACGCUAUUGAGGAGCAACUCACGGCGGAACUGCAUCAAAACUUUAAAUGA
This is a messenger RNA of Penicillium waksmanii, 1440 nucleotides long. Its product is annotated as hexose carrier protein. NCBI's taxonomy places the organism in Eukaryota, Fungi, Ascomycota, Eurotiomycetes, Eurotiales, Aspergillaceae. Gene Ontology annotation, cellular component: membrane. The transcript has 7 exons. The record is from RefSeq and is a predicted model, not a curated record. Gene Ontology annotation, biological process: carbohydrate transport; transmembrane transport. The annotation marks the transcript as partial. Gene Ontology annotation, molecular function: carbohydrate:proton symporter activity.